AUGGUCCGUACACCUAUUUUGGCUGCCUACAGGGUUAAUCUACGCCUUAAUUUGUCUGACACGGUGCAACUGUGUCCUGCUGCACGCAGGUUUGGCAAGAAGAUCCAGGUCGUGACGGUGGCGUUUGGUGUCACUGUGACGGUCGCGGUCUUGAAUCUUUUGAGGCACAGGCUGGUCCCACAUCACAAUGUGUUUGGCCAGUACGCCAACAUCGUCGAGUGGGAUGCGCUUUUGGAAGCUCUGCGGAUCAUGCUGGAUGGAUCAGAGCUGCCCGGAUGGAGUUCGGGGUACUACUACUGGCAUUACACCAAUAUCGCAGCUAAAGGGCUCAGGGCAUAUGUUCACCCAGAUGAGACUCACCAGAAUCAAGGUAUGCUGUCUUCAAAACAGGCCUACACGGAUGAGGCCUUCCGCUCCUGGUGGGGUCUCAUCGGCCCGUUGACAGACAACGCCUUCCAGCUGGCCAGUCCACGUGAGAUCGCUUCAAGGAACAUUCUUGCAGCUGUAGGCGGCUGUGCCAGGCUGAAGCAUUGGCUGGUGACUAAUAUAGUGCGGCCGCUACGCAGCCCCUUGCUCUGCAAGAGCCCUCUGCUGAGCCAGGGGCGGGGUCUUCUAUUGUGCGGCACAUCUCCCUCCGGCAGGGCAAUUGUUGCCAAGGCGCUGGCCAAAGAGGCGGGAGCCACAUUCAUCUACGUGCAGGCGCGGCCUCUGAAGGGGUGCGCCACCGCAACUCGCAAGGUGCUGCGAGCUGCGUUUCACAUUGGUGCCAACAUGCAGCCCAGCGUCCUCUACAUUGAUGAGCUGGACGUUCUGCUGAAGGUUCACUACGAGUCAGCAAUUGUGUGCGCGGAGCUCCUUACGCAGUGGUCCGCAAUCCUCAGGGGCCGUAUACGGACCCAGGCCCUCAUCGUUGCGGGCGUCUCACACCCCUCCAAGAUCGACCAGCUCGCUGUUCUGAAGAGGUGCGAGUGCUUAUAUAUAGGGUCCAGGGGGUAUGAGGGCCUGCAAUCACCCAUUACACGGUGA
Coccomyxa subellipsoidea C-169 is the source of this 1026-nucleotide messenger RNA. RefSeq lists its product as hypothetical. The record is from RefSeq and is a predicted model, not a curated record. Lineage: Eukaryota; Viridiplantae; Chlorophyta; Trebouxiophyceae; Coccomyxaceae. The transcript has 8 exons. Gene Ontology annotation, molecular function: ATP binding; ATP hydrolysis activity. Bases 1 to 1026 code for a protein of 341 amino acids.